AGUACUUUUAUUAAGCAACUUAUUUGUAGCAAAUAGACCAAGUAUUUUUAUUAACAUUUAUUAACUUAAAAGACAAAAGGAUAACACCUCUUAAUUAUGCAAGCUGACCGGACAGACAUUUUCAAUCCUGUCAGGAAUAGCAGCCAGCAAUUAGCACAUGUUUUAACCCAUCUCUUGUCUCCCAGAACAAAAACCCUUCAAACCUUUGUUUACUAUAAAUAAAAACAAGUAACACCACAGUAAUGGAAUUUUAAUAUAUGUAACAACUGUGUAUAAAGAAGCUAUUGUAAGAACUGUAAUUCAGGAUUCUAUUGUCGCCUCCAAUUUGUGCUACUUGUGGUUGCUGAAUAAAGAGGCUAUUUUUGCCAUUGACCAAUUUCAGUCAUUAUUUGAAUACAAUCUCACAACGGCUAUCUAUUGAUCAUUCCCAGAAGAUGCAGAUUGAGGACAAACUUUCAAAGUAGCAGAAAGACAAAUGAUUCCUUAGAUGUUCAUGUGAUUGUCAUUUCUGCAUUAGAAAAUAAAACCAAGACAUUCCCUGGGAAAAUGAGUAAUUCAACCAAAUUAAUUCUAAUGGAAUUGGUUUAUGUCAAUAACAAUCUCAGUAAUUUUAGGUUUCAUACAGAAGUGAGUGUCUUAUGAGGUCAAUACCAUAGCUGAAAAAACAAUUGAAACUUUAUGGCAUGGCUGGAAAACCCCUCAAUUGACACAUUCAGUAACACUCUUGUUUACCAACUGGUCAAGGGACACCCAGUAGAAAAUUUCAAUGACUUCCUGGCAGAAUCCAGAAAUAAAACUUUACUGAGAUCAUAUAAAAUGAUACAAAAAUCAGUGUGUAUAUAGCCAAGAGGCAUCAAUGGCCAGCAAUUCAAAAUACAUUUGAGCAAAGUUCAACAAGAACAAAAGAGUGCCCUUUUGUGUUUAAAGGUGACCAGUCAAAAGUCCAGUGAGUUGGCAGAGCACACAUACUUUGAACAGUGAUAACAUUUCAAAAUCCUAGAUGACUUGCUAGUGUAUGACCAAAGACUUGCUUUUCUAUCUUACCAUCAGGAAAAUGUCUUGGGUCUCUUAGGCAAUAUCAAUGUGUAUCUAAAUCUUAAUUAGUGGUACAGAGACCACAGACUUCAAUAAAGAUUGAAGAUCUCAUACCUCCUCAAUGAAAUCUGUGAAUAAGCAGGUCUGGAACACACUGAAGACAAGGCAGAAGACAGAUAAGAAGAUAAUUGUAAUGAAAGUGCAUAUUAUAUUAUUAUUUAGGAAUGUGCAUUCUAAAUUGGUGUUUGCUUUUUAGUUUUGAGAGGCUUUUAACACACAGCAACUCAUUUUCUUUAGCUGAGUCAAAAGAUAUUUCCAAGAAUCAUGUGACUUAAGUUAAAUUGCGAACAUAAAAUCAAGGAACAAGAAUAGGCCACUCGGCCCUUUGAGCCUGCUCUGCUGAUCAAUAAGAUCAUGGCCGAUCUGAUUUUAACCUUAACUCUACAUUCCUACAUAUCCUUAAUAAUCAGAUGUAAUUCUUUCUCUGCUUCAUGUUGUUGAGUGAAGAAUCCUUCGUCGAGAUAACGUCUCAAUGGAGAUAGAUGUGUCAUCCUUAUCUCUUGAUAGUCUGAGUAAAUUCGCUAGGUAAAAUAACCAAUUACCUACUUAUAUAAUGCAAGGACUCUCUUUCACAACCUUUCCCCUCGCCUGAGCGUGGUAACCCUAGUCAUUAUAUUUAGAUUUGAUCUGAUUUUCGUCAAUGCCAAUUAGGUGGUAUCAGCGUGAGGGUGGAGUGCGUCAUAGGGCGGGGUAAAUGGUUUUGUGGGGUCAGGUCAUGGGAUGUGCUCAGUAUUGUGAUGGAGUUGUUUUUGAUCCAGGUCGGCUGUUUGGUGGCGCUGAUGUUGCUGCCAACUUUGUGUGGACUGUUCCCGGUUACAGCCCGAAUCAGGCUGGCGGCAGCAACAGCAAGUCAGCAAUUCUUACUGAGCCUAUGUAGUUCCUUCGCUGGAGGAGUUUUUCUUGCUGCAUGUCUAUUGGAUGUCCUACCAGAUUACUUUUUUCACAUCAAUGAAGAGCUGGAAAAACUACAAAUUCAGACGAACUUUCCAAUUCCAGAGUUUGUCGUAGCAGUUGGAUUCUUCCUGGUUCUCAGCAUCGAGCGAAUAAUUCUGCAGUGCCAUAGUGACCAUUUUCAUGAGACCACCUCCAUUCUUGCACACCGUACUCCAACAACAUUCCAUUGCAAUGAUGACAUCAGCCACCAUGUACAGAUAAACAGCAACAGUGUAGAAACAACAGAUCACCAUGUUCACCUUGUUAAUGCCCAUCCUGCUUUUCGUUCUUUUAUCCUUUUCCUUUCUCUGUCCUUACACUCAAUAUUUGAAGGAUUGCCCAUUGGUCUACAACAGUCAGAGUCAAAGGUUUUUCAGAUUUUUGCUGCCAUUUUAAUUCAUAAAAGUUUAAUUGUUUUCAGCUUGUCUCUGAAACUUGUACAGAGCAAUAUGCCACAAGGCCGUGUGGUACUGUAUGUUAUAAUAUUUGCAGUAAUGUCUCCUUUGGGAAUUGUGAUUGGCAUUAUAAUCACACAAAUGAAAUCAACCUACAGUGAUAUGGCACAGAGUCUCCUUGAAGGAAUCACUACAGGGACGUUUAUUUAUGUUACCUUUUUAGAGAUUUUACCUCACGAACUAAAUUCCACUGAUAAGCAACUGUUGAAGCUCCUGGGCAUUAUAUUUGGUUUCUCUACAAUAACCAUGUUGUCCUUUAUACUUUAGAAGUGUUCAAACAUGAAGGGUUUUAAUUUUAACUAUUGAUAAAUUUGUUAAUUCUUAGCUAAUCUAUCAUCAUCCAAAUUUAUAUUUUUCUCUUUGCUCUCAAUAUAAGCCAUUUGUCUUUAAGUUGCCUGGCAUUUGAAGUACACCUGUGGCAGGUUUGUUGCAGAUAUGCUAAUCAGGAAUGAAGUACAGAAUCCCCAACCACCACAUUUUCCAAUUCUUACCAUCUAACAUAAGACACGCAAUGAAUCAUGGCAGCAUAGUUUGCCCCAAACCCUGCUGCCAUGAAAUUACAUUUUACAGCCAGGAUCAUUUUGCAGCAGUGUUCAUAAUUCAAAAUAUUAUUUAGAUAAAUAAUCUCUACAUUUGUAUUCCAUUGAACUUAAAUUAAAAGUCCAAGUAUAUUGACAAAUCAUUACCAAUUCUUGACUACUCCAUCUUGUAUUCAUCUACAAGCAAAACUGCUGCCUUUUUUUCACUUUUUAAUCGAAGUAGCUUUGGGUAUCAAGUCCCACUCCUGAGACUUGAGCAUAACAUUUGGGCUGAUACUUCAGUGCAUUAGAGACUGCUGCCCUGACUGCAACUUUCAAUGAGAUCCAAUGCAUCAUUUGACACUUCUGUCUUGGCCAUCAGAUUAUCAGGCCACUUGCUAUGUAAAUUGAUACUUUUUUUAAUAUCUAGUUUUGAUCAUUUGCUUCCACUGAUUUGAGAUUUUUUAUUCAGUUUGUGCAUUCUGAUGUAAAUCUGUAUGUCUGUAUCUGAAUAACUUCUGUAAUGAGGCAAGAAUGAAAUAUUAUAAGGAAACAAUAAGCAGCAAUUUCUCCCAAGUGAUUUUGUUUCUAGAAUUGUAUAAUGAGUGAAACUUAGUGGGGGGAGAAAAACAAAUUUUAACAUUUAUUUUCAAUGAUUUCAAAAGCAUUAACAGAAAAGAGCAGGGGUAGG
Messenger RNA from Chiloscyllium plagiosum (whitespotted bambooshark), 3692 nucleotides. The record is from RefSeq and is a predicted model, not a curated record. NCBI's taxonomy places the organism in Eukaryota, Metazoa, Chordata, Chondrichthyes, Orectolobiformes, Hemiscylliidae.